This is a messenger RNA of Anguilla rostrata (American eel), 2095 nucleotides long. Its product is annotated as P2Y purinoceptor 1. Bases 385 to 1392 code for a protein of 335 amino acids. Gene Ontology annotation, molecular function: neuropeptide receptor activity. The transcript has a single exon. Gene Ontology annotation, biological process: G protein-coupled receptor signaling pathway. The record is from RefSeq and is a predicted model, not a curated record. Lineage: Eukaryota; Metazoa; Chordata; Actinopteri; Anguilliformes; Anguillidae. Gene Ontology annotation, cellular component: membrane.
AAUGUUAAGCUGUUGAUUUUGACAUGUAACUUUUCCUCACACAGUAAAAUGUUCAGUGUUGAAUCAAAUCUUACAGUGUACGAAUGAUCCCGGUUGGACUCACAUGUACUCGGCAAGAAUUUAAUUAACAUAUUUUACUGUCUGUGGUCCUGCACUCUAAGUUGUGGAUGUGGGCGUAGCAUAUUCACUGUGAUUUCAUUUUCAUCAGCAAGCGCUUCAUAGAUUAAUCAUGGAAGUUAGGCGUUGGUCGUGCUACAGUCUUGACGAAUACCUGGCAAUUGCCAACGGACUUUUUCCUGUAGCAGUAGAAGUAAUGCCUAAACGCAUUUAGCUGACGGCUCCAUAAAUGAAGAAAAACAUUAAACCUUUUCUGGGACGACCACAAUGAACAACACCAACUGUGGAAAGAUAGACACGAAAUUUACGCAUAUAUUCUUGCCAACGGUGUACGUUCUGGUGUUCAUAAUUGGUUUAUUUGGAAAUUAUUUUGGUUUAAAGUCUGUGUGUCGGAGCUGGAGGAAACUUGGGAGCAUAAACAUUUUUAUAUUAAACCUGGGAGUUGCCGACCUGCUGUAUGUAUUCACGCUGCCGUUCCUGGUUGUUUAUUACGCGGCGAAGGGCAAAUGGAUUUUUGGACGUUCGUUUUGCAAGGUAACCAGAUUUUUAUUCAAUCUGAACCUGUACUGCAGCAUCGGGUUCCUCACUUGCAUUAGCAUUUACAGAUACCUGGGGAUUGUUCAUCCUCUGAAAGUUAUGGGACGAAUUAACACUCGACAUUCCAUGGUAAUAAGUAUAAUUGUCUGGCUCUUAGUUAUCAUUCAAAUCCUUCCAGACAUGUUCUUUGACAAGACUUCGGGGAAUUCUUCCGAAAAAUGUUAUGACACCACUGCCGACUACCUAAUCACGGAUUACCUCCCAUACAGCGUUGGUUGGACAUUCACCGGAUUUUGCGUUCCCUUGCUCAUCAUCUUGGGGUGUUACGGACACGUAGCUGUGGUUCUGGCCUCAAAAGCGAACGUCAAUGCAUUGUUGAAGCAGCGGUGUCAGAAACUCGUAGUUAUGCUCGUUGUGUUGUUUUCCGUUUGUUUCAUCCCUUACCACGUUUUGAGAAACCUUAAUCUCAAGACACGGAUACUAAAAAACGAGGGAACAUGUGAUGAAAGAUUUAAAGACAUUUACAUCGCCUACCAAGUAAGCCGAGGUCUGGCGUGCAUGAACAGCGCCAUCAACCCGCUAAUUUAUUUAGUGGGCAACGACGACUUCCUUCUGCGCUUUCAUGAGAUCAGUAAACGAGCAAGGAGGUCUGUUGUACACAUGGCUGGUGUAAUUAUCUACCGUAAACCAAACGAGCCUGACUUCAUCCCGAUGGAUUCCAGAGGAACUAUGAUAUAAGUGAACCAUAGUUAAGUAUAGCGUAACUUGGCGGGAUGGCAUACCUGCCAUCCCAAUCUCUGUGUAUAAUGGUAGAUUGCUACUUGAUGUAAAAUUGCAGUAAUGAUUUUGUAAAAACAACUGUUUGCUUUGUCACAUUGUUUGCCCAUGUAUGUUUGUACAAUAUUUUUUGUAUUCUAUUGAAGGACUCAAAAAUGAAAAAGGGAAUUAGCACUUGUAUUAGCCCAUGCUUGUUAUUGAUAUGUAUUGAGUAACCAUAGUAUUGAAAUGAAGUUACUUUCAAAGUCAGCACACAAGGAUGCCUACUUAAGUAGCUACACAUUUAAUAAGUGCUUGGAAAUUGUUUGCCUGUCAGUUGUUUGUUAAAAGGAAAAAUGUCCUUUUUCAGUUGUCUCUGCUGGCUUAAGCUUCUGCUGUCUUCAGGCCUUUGUAAUAUAAAUGCUUAUUUCUAUUUUCUAAAAUAAAUUUAGUUGGUGAAGUGCAUGUUAGCUCUUUGAUGAGGGUGUAUUUCUGUAUAAGUGUUGACAUAGUCAUAAAUUUAUUAGGCAAUUUCUGACUAUUAAAACAUUCAUGUACAUCAUUUGGCACACCAGUCUGAUUUAUAAGAGAAAAUGCUAUUGAAAGACAUCUAAUUUUUGCUAUUGUUUCAUUCAUAUGCCACUGAAUUCCUUGUACAAAUAAAUACUUAUCAGUUUGACUUUUU